Vitis vinifera (wine grape) is the source of this 790-nucleotide messenger RNA. RefSeq lists its product as uncharacterized. The coding region runs from base 30 to 566 and encodes 178 amino acids. The record is from RefSeq and is a predicted model, not a curated record. The transcript has 4 exons. Lineage: Eukaryota; Viridiplantae; Streptophyta; Magnoliopsida; Vitales; Vitaceae.
CUACUUAAGGUGGACCCUCACUAGAUUGGAUGUGUGGUUGGCGCGAACCCAAACGAACGAAACUGCCGUGGACCAAUUUGAACUGCCAACACUCACAGACUCAUCUCCUUCCUCCACAAAGUGACUGCUCAGCUUUAAACCCAGAAACCAUAACCAUGGAAGCUUCGUUAUCUUCUUCACAUGUUCUUGCCUUUUCCAGCUCCAACAUCUGCUCAAGAAGUUCAGUAUCAGUGCCCUCUAAAUCUGCUGUCAGUUUCAUUAGCAGAAGCAACCUUUUGCGUAAAUCUCGCCGGCAAACAGCAAGAGUUUCAGUGGUCAACGAUGUCUCUGCUGUGGCAGACCCGGCUCAGGUGGAGGUCACCUGGCAGAUUGUCGUUGGAGCCUUAGCUGGAGUGACUCCUUUUAUUGUGGCAGGGAUCGAGUUCAGCAAAAGAAUUGUUGCCCAGAAGAGAUGUGGGGUAUGUGGAGGAUCAGGGCUUGUUCUGAGGGACAAAUACUACUUCCGGUGCCCUGGCUGUGGUGGAUUUCUCCCAUGGCAAUCAUGGAAGAGAUUUUUUUCUGGUUAAUUUCUCUGGUUUUCAACCAUAGAAGGUUGAGUUAAGUAUACAAGUUUGGAAACCGAAAAAUGCAGGGAUGGUGAUGCUUUUAUAGUCCCUUGACUCCCAAGUUGCUGGAUAGACCGGAAGAGGAGAAUGCAGUGGACAGUUAAUUUCAUUGAUGUAUAUGCAAGGAACCUUACAUGAUAACAAGAAUACUCAUUGAUGAGCAUGUCUACCUAAUAUUUUCUCUA